Messenger RNA from Saxophila tyrrhenica, 930 nucleotides. RefSeq lists its product as uncharacterized. The transcript is spliced from 5 exons. Gene Ontology annotation, molecular function: oxidoreductase activity, acting on NAD(P)H, oxygen as acceptor. NCBI's taxonomy places the organism in Eukaryota, Fungi, Ascomycota, Dothideomycetes, Mycosphaerellales, Extremaceae. Bases 1 to 930 code for a protein of 309 amino acids. The record is from RefSeq and is a predicted model, not a curated record. Gene Ontology annotation, cellular component: intracellular anatomical structure.
AUGAGCAAAGGCGAAGGCUUCGGCAGGUUGCCACACACCUACGGCGUCAACUUUACCUCCACCAUCCACCACAGCAUAACUGGCCCAACCGAUCCCUCAAACAAUAAACUCGCCGGCCCCUUCGUCAUUUGCGUGACCGGUGCCGGCAAAGGCUUAGGCUUCCAAAUUGCCCUCUCCUACGCCAAAGCCAAUGCAACCGGCCUCGUCAUCUCAAGCAGAACGACAUCGGACCUCGAAGCCUUGACCGCUGAGAUCCAAAAGGUCGACUCCAAAGUCGAGAUCCUUGCGCAGCUGUGCGACACGACUAAAGAUGAGGAUGUAGAGAGCUUGUUCAAGGCGACGAAGGAGCGGUUUGGGCGGUUGGAUGUUUGCGUGGCAAAUGCUGGGAUUAUCUCGAAGUAUUUGGAGGAUGGUAGCCUACCGAAAGGCAUAACCACAGACUUCGACUUCGAGCGCGUCAUCAACGUUAACCUUCUAGGCACCGUUCGCGUGGCACGUCGCUUCACUCCCCUUCUCCUCGAAACCGACGGCGCGAAAGCUUUCGUCGUCAUCACGAGUCUUGCGGCGCAUCUGGAUAGCUCUGGGUUGACGCCGAUUGCUUAUAACGUCUCGAAGCGAGGGGCGUGCCACUUAGCUGAGUCGAUGGCCUUGGAUCAUGGCAAAGAGGGAUUGUUGUCGUAUGCACUGCACCCCGGAGGAGUCGUAACGCCGCAGACGCAGAACCACUCGCUGUCGAAGGGCGAUGCUUGGGACAAAGGGCUAAACGACGAUGUGGAUCUGUGUGGUGGCUGGCUCACCUGGCUAACAAAAGAACGCCGCGACUGGCUGAGCGGCCGCUACCUCUCCGUCAACUGGGACGUUGAAGAGCUCAGCGGUAUGAAGGAAGAUAUCGUCAGCAAGGAUCUGUUGAAGUUCAGGAUGGCCGUAUGA